CUCACCCCCGGCUGACGAUGAGGCGCAGCGACUCCAAGUUGCCGUGGUAGGCAGCCCAGAGGGUGGGGGUCAUGCCAUCCUCGUCGGGGGCGUUCAGUUCCUUCCGGGUGGCCUCCCUGAGGAGCUCCAGGUAGCCGUCCCGGGCCGCCCGGUGGUACUGGUCGUUCAUGGCGCCCGACUUCGACGGGGUGGACAGGGGCACGGGGAAAGGCCCCCCCGGCGGAGGAGGGUGGCGGGGUUAGGACUGAGGCAUGGGGUUGAAGGAGGGGACCGGGCAGGGGCCGGGGCCGCAAGGCCCGGCUGCCGCAGACAGAGGGUGCGGAGCGCCAGCGCCGCGGCUACACUGACAUCUGAGCCGCUCGCCCGGCAGGAGGCGGGAGGAUUUCCAGCGGCCCAGGGAGCCGCCCCCGGGCUGCCCCUGGGUCCUAAACACCCUGCCCCCGGGAGCAGAGGAGUGACACUCGCGCGGGCCUACCCUCUCUCCGAAAGUGCCUACCCCGGAGCCCCGCCCCGUGAGGACCAGUCUAGGGACAGUCCGCGGUCAGUCCUCACCAGCGCCCCGAAGCUGCGCCUCCGGAUGUGUCACCCGUCAAGGGAACGGGCCGAAGGCUGGGAAGGGGUGUCUGAGAGCAGUCCUGACCGUUCGGACAGUGGGCCUACGAGGGGUAGUAGGACCGACCGCCCAUCAGCGCGUAGGACCCAGCGGUCCUGGCCGCCACCCGCUGGCGUGAGGUCUGCAAGCCGCGCUCCAGCAGGUGGCGCUAAAAGACCGGGCGCGGACUCCGCGUGCGGCUGGGGAACUUGGUACCCACGCCCGACUUCACAGCCUCCGGCGGAGCAGGGGACGGGGAGCCGGAUAGAGGGAGAAGGCAUGUCGAUCACUGUGAGGGUGUCGGGGACAGGGGCGGGAGGGUCGGAUCUUGGGCCGACAACAGAGGAGCACAAAGGUAUAGGGUGCGCCGGGGUUGGGAGGGAGUCGGGGUGCCCGCGGGCCCUUGGGGCGUCCACUGAGCAACAGCGCUCGGGGCAACUAGCGGCCGGGAUCGCAGAGCGCCAGGGCGCGGUGGGCGCCAGGGGCGGGGUGCCCUUUGGGUGCCUCAGUGCAGGGCGGCGCUGGAGCCUGGCCUGGCGGAGGUGGCGGGGCGGCGGGGGAGGGGGCGCCUCUUGAACUGGUAAAUAUAAAUCUCACCUUCUCUGGCUCUCGCGCGCUCUUCCCUAAAUUCAGCUCGGAGAAAAGAUGGAUCAUGUGAGUGGUACUGAGAGGUUCAAGGAGCUGAGCUUCUGUGGUUGUAAAUCACCCUGCCCUCCCGGCUAUAAAGCGCCCGUCCGGUUCGGCGUGAGAGAGAGGAGACGCUCGCCGCCCUCUGACCCCAAGCUCAGCGCGGGCUCUCGGCCCAGCCAGUGACCCCUCCAACCUUCUCCAGUCGCCCCUGUCAUGUCCGAGGAGCUGGCCGCCGGCCCCAAGGAGAGCCCGCCAGCGCCGCCGGCAGGACCCCGCGAGGGAUGGAAGAAGGGCGGCCGCCUGCUCUCCGUGCUGCUGGCCGUGAACGUGCUGCUUUUCGCCUGCACGCUCAUCAGUGGCGGCGCCUUCAACAAGGUGGCGGUGUAUGACACCGACGUGUUCGCGCUGCUCACCACCAUGAUGCUGCUCGCCACGCUCUGGAUCCUCUUCUACUACCUCCUCCGCACCGUGCGCUUCCCGGAUGCUGUCCCCUAUCGAGAUGCGCACGCCGGACCCGUCUGGCUCCGAGGUGGGCUGGUGCUGUUUGGGAUCUGCACUCUGGUCAUGGAUGUCUUCAAGACCGGCUACUACUCCAGUUUCUUCGAGUGCCAGUCGGCCAUCAAGAUCCUGCACCCUCUUACCCAGGCUGUGUUCGUCAUUGUCCAGACUUACUUUCUCUGGGUCUCUGCUAAAGACUGUAUUCACAUCCACCUGGAUCUGACCCGGUGAGUGCCCGUUCCACAGCUCAAUGGCCUUGCCCGGGGUGCCAGUGCUCACCUUGCAUGAGAGAUGAAGGCUUUCCAACCUGAGGCAUGAGGCAGAAAGAGGUUGCUGCCCC
Hipposideros armiger (great roundleaf bat) is the source of this 2060-nucleotide messenger RNA. RefSeq names its product otopetrin-2-like. Gene Ontology annotation, molecular function: proton channel activity. The record is from RefSeq and is a predicted model, not a curated record. The transcript has 4 exons. Bases 1436 to 1951 code for a protein of 171 amino acids. Gene Ontology annotation, biological process: proton transmembrane transport. Lineage: Eukaryota; Metazoa; Chordata; Mammalia; Chiroptera; Hipposideridae. Gene Ontology annotation, cellular component: membrane.